AUGGAGGCGGCGGCGGCGGGGGCGCUGGGGGCGGGCGCGGCGCUGCUGCUGGGGGUCUACUACACACUCGGGGAGGCCACCCGGUGCCGGAACACGGUCAGCCUGCGGGGCAAGACGGUGCUCAUCACAGGUGGAAAUGCAGGGAUCGGGAAGGCCACAGCGGUGGAUCUGGCCCGGAGAGGCGCCCGUGUCAUUCUGGCAUGCCGCGACAAAGCGAGAGGAGAAUCGGCCAUGUACGAUAUCAGACGGGAAAGCGGGAACUCGGAGGUGAUCCUGAUGAUCUUGGAUCUGGCCAGCCUGAACUCCGUGCGAGCUUUUGCGCAGACCUUCUUAGCAUCGGAGCCCCGUCUGGACAUCCUCAUCAACAACGCAGGGGUCUUUACGACCGGCCAAACCGCCGAUGGCUUUGACCAGGCCUUCCAGGUCAACCACUUGGGCCACUUCCUGCUGACCCACCUGCUCCUGGACCGGCUGAAGCGCUGCGCCCCGAGCCGGAUCGUAAUUCUAUCCUCGAGUUUGCAUAUCUUUGGGAAGAUCGACUUUCGGACCAUCCACAAGCCGGGAAAGGGGUUAUGGAAGAUGCUAACAUCCUACAACAACAGCAAACUAGCCAACAUUCUCCACGCCAGAGAGCUGGCCAACAGGCUGGAAGGAACCAACGUCACCUGCUACGCUGUUCAUCCAGGAUCUGUUAGAACCAACCUUGGUCGCUCUUUUCCACGAUGGGUAUUUCAGGUGUUUGGGUUCAUGAAGCGGUUCAGACGAGAUUGCAGUGCGGGUGCCCAAACCUCCAUCUACUGCGCCACCGAGGAAGGCAUCGAAAGCCUGAGCGGCCGGUAUUUUGUGGACUGCAGGCCGAAGGUGCCCUGGCCACAGGCCCGUGAUGACCAAGUGGCCAAGAAGCUCUGGGAAUUCAGCGAGAGGCUGCUGGGACUGACCACUUAAGGCGGGAAGGGUCAGAGACUUCCGGUGAUGAAAUA
This is a messenger RNA of Pseudonaja textilis, 980 nucleotides long. Its product is annotated as dehydrogenase/reductase SDR family member 13-like. The record is from RefSeq and is a predicted model, not a curated record. NCBI's taxonomy places the organism in Eukaryota, Metazoa, Chordata, Lepidosauria, Squamata, Elapidae.